Messenger RNA from Manihot esculenta (cassava), 357 nucleotides. RefSeq lists its product as uncharacterized. NCBI's taxonomy places the organism in Eukaryota, Viridiplantae, Streptophyta, Magnoliopsida, Malpighiales, Euphorbiaceae. The transcript has a single exon. The coding region runs from base 1 to 357 and encodes 118 amino acids. The record is from RefSeq and is a predicted model, not a curated record.
AUGGGCCUGUGUGCUUCUUCUCAAAGCCGAAACUCCAUCAAACAUCACUCACCAUCACAGUCGACGAUCAAGGUAGUUCGCUGUGACGGGAAGCUGCAGGAGCUGAAACAGCCAAUCAAAGCCAGUUACAUCAAAACCCAGAAUCCAAACUUCUUUCUUUGCAGCUCAGAGUCGAUGAUCGUUGGCAUGUGUGUUCCUGAGAUAUCAGAUGAUGAAGAGCUGCAACUGGGUCAAAUUUACUUCCUUUUGCCACUUUCUCAAGCUCACAAGCCUCUGUUCCUCCCGGAUUUGUGUGCUCUAGCCGCCAUAGCAAGUUCGUCCAUUGGGAACGCCGGUUACCCUUUUGUCGUGUUUUAG